AUGGGCCAUGGUAUGGGCCAUGUAGUAUUCUUUACCAAUAAACUGGGAACCUCCAGAUUUUCUCCCCCGCUCCCCGUGGGAGUAUGGCUAAUCUUCGGAAUUGGCGCAUACCUACAAUGGGGCCCGACUCUGAUUGCAAUGGCAUCUGCAUACAGAUUAAUACAUGGCAACCCAGUAUUCGAUCGAUACUCGCAUUCUCCCAUUCCACGGACAACGCAAUCAAGCGACUCGGCUAUGUAG
Molecule: messenger RNA, 240 nt
Organism: Botrytis deweyae
Lineage: Eukaryota; Fungi; Ascomycota; Leotiomycetes; Helotiales; Sclerotiniaceae
Exons: 2
Coding region: 1-240 (79 amino acids)
Source: RefSeq, a predicted model, not a curated record